AUGGGUUUUGCGAGCAAGUCUGUUUCCCCUGUAGAAGCCCUAGGACCGCCCAACACAGGAGCGGCGCCAGUUGAGAGUUCGCCAGCAACUGAUGGAGCAGAAAAGUCGUCGGAGCAAGGCUCGAAGGAAGCGGAAACGUCGUCGGAGCAAGACUCGAAGGGAGCGGAAACGUCGUCGGAGCAAGACUCGAAGGGAGCGGAAACGUCGUCGGAGCAAGACUCGAAGGGAGCGGAAACGUCGUCGGAGCAAGACUCGAAUGGAGCAGAAACGUCGUCGGAGCAAGACUCGAAUGAAGCGGAAACGUCGUCGGAGCAAGACUCGAAUGAAGCGGCCGAGCAAGCCUUCUUUGAGGCAGCAAUGGAGGAGUGGCAACAACUCAUCGACGCCGAGAAGGCUUGGGAGGAUGCGUGGGCCAGCGCCGUAGCUGAAGCGACGACGAAGGCAGAACGCACUUGA
This is a messenger RNA of Neospora caninum, 456 nucleotides long. RefSeq lists its product as hypothetical. Lineage: Eukaryota; Apicomplexa; Conoidasida; Eucoccidiorida; Sarcocystidae. The coding region runs from base 1 to 456 and encodes 151 amino acids. The transcript has a single exon. The record is from RefSeq and is a predicted model, not a curated record.